AUGGAAGCCAAUCCAGACCUCGAACUCCAUCACCUGUCACUUCCCAAUCCUGAGCGAGGAGGAAGACCAGAUACCACUGCACCUGCCAAUGCUAAAGCAACCACAUCGACCGACAACAUACAUCGGGAGGCCCCCUUCAUCCGUCCAGAUCUGAAGACUCCUCCAAGCCAAGUACCACAAGCAGCUCCAAACUCAGCACACGAUGAUACUGCACUGCUCCCAGCUGGAGUAGCGAGACGCGCAUCACAACCGUCUGCAGAUCCGAGAGCAUCGCCUGACGUAGAAGCAGUCAGACCGCCCUUACCACCACCGCCGCCAUUGGCUGGUGCUGGUGGUAGUAACAACGACCCACCGGCCGGCUACCCCAGCCUCGCUGUGCAUAUGGCCAGCAUGCCUCAAGCAUCCAUCUUCCGCAGCUUCACCACACUCAACAUCUUGAACCUACUAUACAUGCAAGCGGAACUGGUAAGCCUCGAGGACGAGCUGCGCCGGUACCGGCUGGACGACGCGAACGCGGACUCGGGCACGAACGGCGAGCACAAGAGCGCCAAGGAUAGGCGGAAGUACGCCACAGACUGGGCGUUCCUGAGACGUUCAACGUCCGCGGAAGACUUGAGGGAGGCGCAAGCGGAAAGAGAGGCGCAGGGGUUGCAGGGGUCGCGAGCGAGCGCGCACUUGCUCCAGUGGCGUACUAUGGAGGACAUACGGGAGAGGUUGCGGAGAUACAAUGAAGCCAUCGUCCAAACGAUGAAAAUCCUAUCCGCCAGUGAACCAAGCCAGCACGACCUCCGAGACGUACAAGAAUACCUACGAUCUGAAGAGAUGUUGGCCGGAGGAGGACUGACGGGCAAGGAUCGCACCGUCUGGGGCUGCUUGGUGAAAAAUUCCCAGUGUCAACCCUCCGAAGAUCUCAUCACCCUCCUCCCACGUCCUGAAUCCGACCAUCUGACCAAGUUCGUCAUCAACAAAGUCGUCGCAAAUCUGCAAAACAGGAGGAAACAGUGGCGGUGGUUACGAAAAAUGGAAGGUGCCAACGGGAUUGCGAUGCUCGACGACAAAACAAUAUACCGGUGGACGUUCAUGUUGACAAGUGGGCUUGCGUCGAUGCUGCCCGUGGUUUCGAUGGUGGCGCUUCAGCAGGUUGAGGCUACGAGUGUGCGUGGGCUCAGUUUGGGGCUCAUCGCGCUUUUCAACUUCGUUCUUGCGGUGCUACUAACGUGGUUCACAUCCGUCAGGCGGGUGGAGGUGUUUGCAGUCUCAGCGGCUUUUGCAGCAGUAAAUGUUGUCUUCGUCACGAAGUCGUCGUGA
Diplodia corticola is the source of this 1308-nucleotide messenger RNA. RefSeq lists its product as uncharacterized. The transcript is spliced from 2 exons. The coding region runs from base 1 to 1308 and encodes 435 amino acids. Lineage: Eukaryota; Fungi; Ascomycota; Dothideomycetes; Botryosphaeriales; Botryosphaeriaceae. The record is from RefSeq and is a predicted model, not a curated record.